Cercospora beticola is the source of this 345-nucleotide messenger RNA. The record is from RefSeq and is a predicted model, not a curated record. Lineage: Eukaryota; Fungi; Ascomycota; Dothideomycetes; Mycosphaerellales; Mycosphaerellaceae.
AUGCCAACACCUAGGGCGGACCGGGAUCGGCUGCGACAGUCUUCACGCAUCCAACGCUUGAUCACCAACAACGAGACCGACAGGAGACAAGCCGAACCUGAAAUAACGAACGAGAACAGCAAGGAAGGGAAGAGAAGAGGUAUCCCAUGCAUUAUGCAACAGCCCAAAGCACCUCGGAGAGCAAAAAAGCUUGCUCCAGCCACAUAUCCAGCCGUGUGCUCACUAUGCACCUUUACGAACAAGAUCUGCGACACUCCGCAUGCAAUCAAGCGACCUUUGUGCUUCGCUGCUGAACACAACAUACCCUCACAAACGCCGUGCUCGAGCUUAUGCAGUCCACUCUAA